AUGAAGGACGCAGUCAGUAACAUUUUAGAGCAAUUUAAUAAUCAUUUUGGUAAAUACCCAAAAUUCGCCCAGUUUGAUCAAGGCACAGAGUUCUACAACAAAGAAGUAAAGUCAUUGCUCAAUAAACACAACAUUGAAUUUUUCUCCACAUACUCAGACAAAAAGGCCGCAGUUGUGGAAAGGUUUAACAGAACACUAAAAGCACUAAUGUGGAAGUACUUUUACAGUGCUAGUACAUAUAAAUGGUUAGACGUCCUUCAAGACUUAACUGAUAAUUACAACAGUUCAGUGAACAGAUCAAUUAAAACAACACCGGACAGUGUAAAUGAGUCCAACUGGACUGAAGUAUGGAAGACACUUUUUAGUCACAAUUUAGGCAAGCCGUCGGAACCAAAGUUUGCUGUCGGAGAAAGUGUCAGGAUCUCAAAGUACAAAUCAGUGUUCACAAAAGGGUACGAAGCAAAUUUUACAGAGGAGUUGUUCACCGUGACAGAAGUGCAUCACGGCCAUCCAAACACGUACACAAUAAAAGACAGUGCUGAUGAACCAAUAAUUGGCAGAUUCUAUGAACAAGAACUGUAUAGCGCUGAAGGAAGAGAACCUGAUUUCAGAAUAGAGAAAGUAUUAAGGAGAAGAACAGUGAAGAGUAAAAAGAUGGCUCUCAUUAAGUGGUUAGGUUAUGAUGACAAAUUUAACAGUUGGAUACCAGCUGGAGACAUCAA
Molecule: messenger RNA, 722 nt
Organism: Paramuricea clavata
Lineage: Eukaryota; Metazoa; Cnidaria; Anthozoa; Malacalcyonacea; Plexauridae
Source: the annotation of a GenBank genome assembly